GAACAAGUUCGACCAUGAGCAUUUUUGGAUUAGUCGAUAAAUUCAAUAACGCACUAGUGAAUAGCAAUCUAAGUGAAAUAAAUGUCAACGGCGUAAUAUCAACCGUGAAAUCAAACCUCAAGGAAGGCAUAGACCUGAGAUCUCAGCUCUUGACGAUAAAAUCACUCAACAAAGACUACAAUAGCGUUAUUAGCAGGGAGUUAUUGGUUGAUUUACUUGAUUUAUUUGAAUCUACGACUGAUAAUCAUCAACUUGAGCUUUUGCUUGACACUCUACUCAAUAUCUUCGAAAUAAAUACCAAGUCAACAAAGUCAUUGCUCUCUAACAAUAAGUUCAGUAAAUUACUUGAUGUCUUGGUAGAAAACUACUCCACUUACACCAAACUCUACGCAAUUCAAAUCAUCAAUUUACUUCUGUUGAAUUAUAAGACACUAACAAUAAAUGAACUCAUGGCAAAGAAUGGCUUGAGCAACUUGAUCCAGUUAUUAGACUACAGCAACUUUAUUAGAUCCGAAACCCUUAUCAUCUUGCUCUACAUUACAGAUUAUAACUCAGAAUUACAAAAAAUAGCAGCUUUCGAGGGUAUUUUUGACAAAUUAUUCAAAAUCAUACUCAGUGAAGGUUCAAUCGAUGGCACUAUUAUAGUACAAGAUUGUUUGCAUUGUAUCCAAAACUUAUUACGCUAUAACUCCUCAAACAUCACCUUCUUUAGAGAAAUGGGUUUUGUGAAGAACCUCACCCAUACACUUCUCUAUUCCCCAGACAACUUAGACAGCUUCAGCUUACAAUACUGGUCUGAACAGAAGGUAGUCAAUGCAGCUAUCGUCAUCGAUAUUGUUCGUAUCAUUGCUGGUUUAGGUAACAGACAGGGUAAUUUGUCUAUACUUCAGUCAGGUCUCACACAGUGCCUGAUUGAUCUAUCGCUUUCUUCAAACGCACCAGUCACUCUCAAAGCUCAAACACUCACAGCACUCACCGCCAUAUUCUCAACAUCCCCACAGAAUCAACAGUUCUUCACUCAAUCUCAAACCCAACCAAUUCUUAAUUCCGAUGCUUAUGCAGCAGGCUACUUAAGAUUACCACCACGUCUAGCAACCAUAUCCCUGAUUGAUAUCGCUCUCAACGGAGAAUCUGGUGAUGAAAAUAGAAUGGUUGAUGAUGUUGAUUCAUUGAAAGGUCAUAAUUUAAUGUUUCAAGUUGCGGCAUUGAGCGCAUUCGAGAGUCUUAUCACAUCUAACGACAGUCUCAAGUUAGAGAUUAUUGCAAGUAUGUCACACACAACAAAUGAAGUAAACUACGAUGGUUCAAUCACGCACACUGCAGGAUCACUUCUUUUAGAAGCACUUUCUAACUUGCCCACACCAGAAGUAUCAUUAGAUGGCGCGUUCGAUUCACAGAAAGUUUUCUUUGCCAGUUUAGUACUCUCCCACGUGUUGAGAUAUUCUGAAGAUGCUAGAGCAAUGGCAAGGAAUAUACCAUUUAACCCAUCUGAAGACACAGAUGAAGAUGAGACUGUUAGUCUUUUACAUGGUAUCUUUGGAAAUCUCAUAACUUGUUCCCGUGAACGGUCUGCCGCUGAUGCUAGAUUAAGAGAGAAGGAAUUUUCUUCAAUAAACAGAACUGAAGAGCCUGAAAAGCAAGGUAAUCAAGAGAAUGAAGAAGAGGAAGUCAAACAAAUUGACAUCGAUUGGACUAGGUUGACAGUUUCCUAUCUCAUAUUGUUAAGCGUAUGGGUGUGGGACUCACCAGCAACAGUUAGCGAUAUCCUUAAAGAAAGCUCCAAUUUGCAAGUACUUAUUCAACCAAUUAAGCAAAGUAGUGGCGUCGAUGCUCUUAUUCAAGGUUUAUGCGCAUUCACGUUCGGUGCUAUCUACAAAUUCAACACUGGUCCAUCUGAAGUAUCAAAGAAGGACUUACAUUCUAUAAUUGAAAAGCAGAUAGGCGUAGACAAUAUCAUCCAAUCACUCGCUAGAUUCAGGAGUGAUAAACGAUUCUGUAAAAUUGGUUCUCCAGAUGAUGCACUCGCCUACGCUGAAACCCCUCAAGAAGAUGGUUGGUGGUUUGACUGGAACUAUGUUGAGUUUUUCAAAGGUUCCUUCAUGGCGGUUCAAAGAAGCGUUAUCAGUGAAGAAAUUGAGGAGACUACAAAAGUUGCACCACCUCUACCACAAGCUAGUUCACCGUUACCAGAAAGUACUGAUAAUACUGACCAUGAGAAAGUCGUCCAAGAGAAAGAUUCUCAAAUUGAAACUCACAAACAGCGCAUUGAAGAGCUAAAGGUGAAGAAUGCCAACAUGGAAAUGGAAAUGGAAAGAGUUAAUAACGAAUUGGGAGAAGCUAAGAGUAAACUUCAAGCUUUAUGGGAGCAGGGCUCUCCAGAAGUGGCAGGAUUGAGAGGUGAUUUAGCAGAAGGUGUUAAGCGUGAAGAAACUUUGAGAGCAGAAUUAGACAAGUUGAACAAUGAAUUGGAAACGCUCAAACAGAAAGAGGGAGAGCACAAGUCAGCUUCAGGAGAACUCACAACCAAGAUUGAGAUACUUGAGAAUGAAGUAAAAUCAAACAAGGAGGAAGUCCUGAGGCUUAAAGAACAAAAUGAUGGUCUUAAAUCCACAAAUGAAAGAGAUACCAACGAGAUACAAUCGACAAAGAAUACCAAUGAGACACUACAGAAGGAGAACGAACAUUUGAAAACGCAGUUAGAAAAACACAUUGAAUCUGAAAAGGAACAUGAAGAUUUACUUAUCUUAUUAGAGGAUAUGUCUACUAAGCGAUCAAAUGAUAAGAAUAGAAUGAAGCAAGCAGGACUUGAAGUAAGUGAAGAUGAGGGCGAUGAAGAUGACGAUGAGUAAUGCACAUCUAAAUUACUGUAAUUUCCUACUUCGGUAUAAAACGAUUUUUAUACAUUUUAAUAUUUCC
Messenger RNA from Wallemia mellicola CBS 633.66, 2916 nucleotides. RefSeq lists its product as hypothetical. The transcript is spliced from 3 exons. Gene Ontology annotation, biological process: intracellular protein transport; transcytosis; endoplasmic reticulum to Golgi vesicle-mediated transport. Bases 450 to 2849 code for a protein of 799 amino acids. The record is from RefSeq and is a predicted model, not a curated record. NCBI's taxonomy places the organism in Eukaryota, Fungi, Basidiomycota, Wallemiomycetes, Wallemiales, Wallemiaceae. Gene Ontology annotation, cellular component: endoplasmic reticulum; ER to Golgi transport vesicle membrane; cytoplasm.